Molecule: messenger RNA, 1428 nt
Organism: Mercenaria mercenaria
Lineage: Eukaryota; Metazoa; Mollusca; Bivalvia; Venerida; Veneridae
Exons: 3
Coding region: 117-1235 (372 amino acids)
Source: RefSeq, a predicted model, not a curated record
UAUUACAAGUACUAAACACAACUGUCAUAUUGAUCGAUAUUUGAAGUAGGAUUUACGCAAUUAUUAUUAUUUUCGUAAGGAUUAAGACGCCAUUUAGACAAUUUUGAGAUAAGAAAAUGAAUUAUGAGGAAACUGUCAAUUUCAUUAAGCUGUUUUUGUUAUUAAUGAACGGCGGAACUUUUUUACUUAGGACGUUGAUUUAUAAACUAAUUUCAGAAUCUGGAAAAUCAUUAGAUGAUCUUUUACUGCAAAGUCGUUAUUUAUUCGACAUGGAAUUAAAGAAGAAUAGGAAGCAAUUCGAUCUAUUGUUUCCAGGAAGCUCUCAGAAGGCAGAUAUUGAACAGUGGGAUAUUUCAUUACUUACAUUUGUUUUACUCAAUGUGUUUAAAGGAUUCUUUGAUUGUUCAGAAAUAAUAUCAAUAAAAGUUAUUAGAGAUCACAGAAAUAAAAUUUUAGCACAUAAUGCAAAUUCAGAAAUGACACUCAAGGACUUUAUGUCAGCUUGGAACCAGGUUUCGUGUGCUCUAACACAUUUGUCUGUAACAGUGACACCGAAAGAUCAAAAGGAGUUGAAAUGUAUUGAGUCAAGUAUAUUUCAAGAUCCCUUUCAGAAGAAAAUAGUUGGGCAACUAAAGGAGAUGGGACAAACAGACACGUUAGUACAGGCUGUUAUAGAAAAGUUCAUGCCACUGGUUAAAAAGACAAUAUUGGAAUCUGAGAAGAAAACCCAAGAACAGAUUGAUAAAUGUAUUGAACAAUUGACGAUUGUGCAGGAAGAACAAAAGAAACAAAGCGAUCGGAUAGAUAUUCUGGCUAGAAUGGAGGUGAAUACAAACAGUAUAAGAAGCAGACAACAAGUCCAAGAACACAUAAUUAAAGCGUCAAAUAGUAUCAUCCAAGAAGGUUCCGAUGUUGACAGCUCUAAUGAUGAAGUUUUAUCAACUGUUGGAAACCUGUUUAAAGGAAUGGAAAACCAGGGUGUGAAAGUUGUUAAGGCGGAUAUAGGAUCCAUUCUGUUUACAUUAUUGUGUCCUACAAUAAGGUCUUUGCGAGACGUAACACUUUACUUGGAAAGCCCAGAAAUACUAGAAAGGUUAUCAGAUAUUGAGAAUGCUGUGGAAAAAUGUCACUGUUGCGUAGCAAAAAUAACAAUAGAUGUAGAUCUAAAGAGUCUCCAGUUUGCCACAAAGAAAGCAGGUAAAAGACCUCUUAGUAAUACCAUGGGAUUUAUAUAAAGUAAUAAGUUAACAUCUGAUAGCAUGAAUAGUUUCAAAGAUAAAGCUGUUGCGUUAUAGUCUUUCUGACAGGGUUACUAUCAGGAUUUUUUAUUAUCAAAUCAGGUGUAAGCACGCGCUAACUUAAUAUCAUAAUAUUGUUACAGUAAUACUUCAAGUAAGAAUUUUUUAUAAAGAUUUUGAUUAACACAUA